Messenger RNA from Brassica napus (rape), 3438 nucleotides. RefSeq lists its product as uncharacterized. Gene Ontology annotation, molecular function: nucleic acid binding; RNA-DNA hybrid ribonuclease activity. The coding region runs from base 1 to 3438 and encodes 1145 amino acids. The transcript is spliced from 2 exons. Lineage: Eukaryota; Viridiplantae; Streptophyta; Magnoliopsida; Brassicales; Brassicaceae. The record is from RefSeq and is a predicted model, not a curated record.
AUGCUUUCUACCCUUGGUCUUCAUGACAUUAAAACCAUUGGUGGAAAUUUCACUUGGAUUGGCAAAAGGUCAAAGUACUCGAUUAUGUCUAGAAUUGAUAGAGCAGUAGCUAAUAGUGAUUGGCUUGAAAUGUAUCCAACAGCUACUGUGACCCUUUUGCCUUGGAUAGGAUCUGAUCACAGGCCUUUGCUUCUUAACACUGAAGGUACGAAAUGGAAGAAGGUCAGCCUCUUCAGAUAUGACAUGAGAUGGAGACUACUGCCUGACUUCAAUCAAGUCAUUGAGCAAGCCUGGAAUCAAGACUGUGCCAACGUCACAUAUGGAGACAUUCAUGCUAUCAUCAACAAAUGUCGCAAAGCUUUGUCAAUCUGGAGGAGCAAGAAGAACACUAAUUCACAGAAGGUGAUUGAACAACUAAAGAUGGACAUUCAAAAAGCCUAUGAAGCUCCUGCUAUUGAUUAUGUUCAUCUCCAAACGCUGAAGGCUCAACUUCAAUUACAGUACAGGUUAGAAGAGGAGUAUUGGAGAACUAAAAGCAGAAUUCUCUGGUUACAAGCAGGCGACAAGAACACGAAGUUUUUUCACGCCAAAACAAAACAGAGACGAAGCUACAAUAGAAUCCUUCACCUCCACGAUGAAGCAGGGAAGCAUUACUCCACUGUCAAAGAUAUCCAUUCUCAUAUCCUCACUUAUUUCAGAAAUUUAUAUACAAGAAAAAGAAUUAUUAUAGAUCCCCACCUCAUGAAUGGUAUACCUCUGACAGUUACAGAAGAUAUCAACAAAAGUCUUACCAGACCAGUAACAGAGAAGGAGAUAAAAGAUGCGGUCUUUGCUAUGAAUCCCGAGAAAACACCAGGUCCUGAUGGCAUGACGGCAGCUUUCUACAGACAGCAUUGGGAAGUCAUCAAACCAGGUGUUCUCUCAUACAUUAAUCUUUUCUUUGAGCAAUCCUAUCUUGACCCUAGAAUUAAUGAGACCCAUAUAUGCCUAAUACCUAAAAUUGAAAAUCCCAUCACUAUCAAGGAUUAUAGACCCAUCAGCCUAGCCAAUGUAGCUUAUAAAAUCAUCUCCAAAAUAUUAGCUGAAAGGUUGAAACCCUGGCUUCACAAUAUCAUCACUGAAAACCAAUCAGCUUUUAUUCCAGGUCGUCUUAUUACAGAUAAUGUUCUCAUAAGCCAUGAACUUAUGCAUUCCCUCCACACAAAAAACUUAAAAAAUAAGUUUAUGGCUCUUAAGCUUGAUAUUGCAAAAGCUUUUGAUAAGGUUGAGUGGUCCUUUAUUGAUUUGGUGAUGGAGAAAAUGGGUUUCUGCAGACAAUGGAGAGAUUGGAUUAUGAAGUGCAUCUCAACGGUCUCAUACUCAGUUUUAAUCAAUGGAGAGCCAUCUAGGACCAUCAAGCCCCAACGAGGACUGCGCCAAGGUGAUCCUAUUUCUCCGUAUCUAUACAUCAUCUGCACUGAAGGCUUAUCACGUUUAAUCAAACAGAACAUUCAGGAGAAGAAGAUUCAUGGGUUUCAAGCUUCAAGAAGUGGCCCUCCUAUCUCGCAUCUUCUCUUUGCGGACGAUUCUCUCCUUUUCUGUAAAGCAACAGAAGAAGAAGCCAUUAACAUCUCUAAAAUCCUCAAGACUUACCAAAAGGCUUCGGGUCAGGAAGUCAACUAUAACAAAUCGGCUAUAUCCUUUGGAAAAGCUGGUAAAGAAGUGUUGCUGAAAGCAGUGAUCACUGCUCUCCCUGCUUACACAAUGUCUUGUUUCCUGUUACCUAAAGUUCUUAUACAGGAAAUCACCAAAGCUAUGAGGCGCUUCUGGUGGUCGGCCAAUAAAGACAAGCAUUCAAUAUCAUGGAUUGCAUGGGACAAAAUCACUGCUUCAAAGAAGGAAGGAGGUCUCGGUAUUAGGGAUAUGAUGGCUUUUAAUAAAGCCUUGCUAGCUAAACAAGUCUGGCGCCUAAUUACACAACCUUCUUCAUUGCUAGCAAGGGUUUAUAAAGCUAAGUACUAUCGGAAAACGAACAUAUUGGACUCCAGGAGUUAUCAAACCUCAAGCUUUGCCUGGAGAAGUCUAGUUCAGACCUUUCCUCUAAUUACACGAGGGCUGAAAUGGAUCAUAGGAGACGGUCAGAGGACUAGAGUUUGGUUUGAUAAUUGGCUUCCUGGUCCGCAUAAUGUUGCUCCUGUUGGUCCUGCUUCCUCUAUUUUACCAAAUCUGUUGGUCAAGGAUCUUCUUGCUCCUUGUCUCACACGCUGGGACAUUUCUAAGCUUCGGGCUUUGUUCCAUCCUGAAUAUAUCCCUAAAAUUUUGAGUAUUCGCUUGUCAAUUACAGGGGCACAUGAUACUGCAUACUGGAUGUAUAGCAAGACUGGAGCAUAUACCGUUAAAACGGGCUAUCACAUUCAGAAAGCUAUUGACAAGGAGAAUGCUCAUAAUCAGGUUCCUUCUGAUCCUGUAAUAGCUCAGCGUGAUAAAUAUUUGUAUAAUUUAUGGAAUCUGAAAAUUCCUCCAAAGAUAAAACUCUUCUGGUGGAAGUGUAUCCAUAAUGGUCUUCCUGUUGCAGAAAAUCUUAAUAUCAGAGGCUGUAGAGUUUAUAGGUACUGUCAACUAUGUGGGGAGGAAGUAGAAACGGUGAAACAUAUGCUUUUUGGCUGUAGAGUUGCUAGAGAAGCUUGGAAACUAUCACUGUUGAAUACUUGUCCCCAAUUUGAUCAUCUGAAUACAACUCUUAGUCUCUUGCAGGAACUGAUGGAACGUAUGCAACAAGGCAUAACUGAUACACUUCCUUUCUACCUUGGGUGGAGAUUAUGGAAGAUGUGCAACAAGCUUGUCUAUGAGAACAAAAGAGAUCACAUUACUCAAGUUAUCCAUGCAGCGAUAAUGGAUAAACAACUGUGGGAAGAGGCGCAAAAUCAUAACUCAGUCAAUAAUCCACAACAUUCAACUGCAACACAAUCUCAGAUUGCCUUCCCUCUGAGUUCGUUUCUCCAUUCUCUUCCCCAACGUAUAGACCAUUUCUGUAUUGUAGAUGCAUCCUGGAAGUCACCAGAAGAUCAAGCUGGUAUAGGGUGGUCCUUAACAAGCAUAGAAGGCACUCCUAGAUUUCAAGGAAGCUCUGCAAUCGAGCCUACCUCAUCAUCAUUGGUGGCAGAAGCAAUGGCCAUGCUGCUAGCGGUUCAACAAGCGCAAACACUCAGGUACGAUAAUGUUACUUUCAUAGGGAACUGUGGGAAGCUAUUCAAAUGCUUAAGAAUGGAAGCUAUGGAUGGGAGAAUGCAUGCAACUUACAUAAACGAGGCAACUUCCAUAGUUAAAGAUAUAGUAAGCAUUGCUAAGCAAAAUAGCUUUUCUUUUCUUCAUGUUCCUAGACACCUUGUUGUAACUGCUGAUCAGUUGGCGAAAAAAGCCAGGUGGAAUAAACAACAAUAUGUAAUCACCUGGUACUAG